Phaedon cochleariae (mustard beetle) is the source of this 969-nucleotide messenger RNA. Lineage: Eukaryota; Metazoa; Arthropoda; Insecta; Coleoptera; Chrysomelidae. The record is from the annotation of a GenBank genome assembly.
AUGGUUUUGGCUCUCAAAAGUAGUUACUUCAGAUCGUUCAUACUCCUUAUUCCCAUUCUCUUUAUCAUAACCUAUAUCUCAACUAUCGAUACCGACAUCAAGAUACUGCAGAUUGGCCGCCAAAGAAAUUUCAAUUGGGGUGAAGACUACAACAGACUGAUCAACAUCUCAUUUUCCUUCACCACACUUCCUCUGACCUGCUCAAUGAAUCAAAACAUGUUCACCAUACUGAUCUUCACUUCUCCGAAUAAUUUCCAUCGUAGGAAAACCAUAAGGGAAAUCUGGGCUCCAAACGAUCUAGGGGUGAAAAUCUAUUUCCUUCUUGGCUUAACCGACAACGAAACCAUUUCCACACAACUGGAAGAAGAGAAUCAAAUCCACACGGAUUUCAUCCAAGGCAGCUUUUUAGAUAGCUAUCAUAACCUGUCUUACAAGCACGUGAUGGCAUUGAAAUACAUGUUCUUCCAUUGCCCUGACGUCAAGUAUCUUGUUAAACUCGAUGAUGAUACAUUCGUGAACAUGAAUCGAAUGAUGAAGUUCCUGCAUGAACAAUACGAAAUAGAUAACCACUCGAAACGGAUCAUGGGCGAAAUAAGAAUCGGACAUCCAGUGUUACGUUAUGGAAAGUGGAAGGUAUCUAUGGAGGACUAUCCCAAUGAUACUUACCCACCCCACUGCCCGGGCUACGCUUUGAUUUAUCCUCAUGAUGCGAUUUUUGCUUUGUAUCCGGAAGCACAAAGAGGAAGUUUUUUCUGGAUAGAUGAUGUGUAUGUGACUGGAAUGAUCGCUAGGGAUAGUAAUGUCGGCCAUGUUGAUAUCAGCAAGCAUAUGUUCAUAGAGAGAGGUGAUGGGGUUGAGUUUUCGAAGAUGAAUAUCUCGGAUGAAUUCAUAAUGGCGGGAUAUGAAAUCUCUGAAGAGAAUAUGCGUUAUUUGUAUAAUCUUACGAAUAAUUCAACAUCAACUGGAUGA